Clavispora lusitaniae ATCC 42720 is the source of this 1476-nucleotide messenger RNA. RefSeq names its product succinate-semialdehyde dehydrogenase (NAD(P)(+)). Gene Ontology annotation, cellular component: cytoplasm. NCBI's taxonomy places the organism in Eukaryota, Fungi, Ascomycota, Pichiomycetes, Serinales, Metschnikowiaceae. Gene Ontology annotation, molecular function: succinate-semialdehyde dehydrogenase (NAD+) activity. Gene Ontology annotation, biological process: GABA catabolic process. The record is from RefSeq and is a predicted model, not a curated record.
AUGGUUCACACUUUCAAGAACCCCGAUCUUUUCAGACCACGGCCUUUUAUCAAUGGUGAUUGGCUUGAGUCCAAAUCCACCACCACUUUCAAAGUUUUAGAUCCUGCUACUGAGGAGGUAAUCGACGAAGUUCCGGACCAAACCCCGCAAGAAAUUGCUGAUGCAAUCCAACUCACAAGUGACCGAUUCGAAAGCUAUAAGAGUACCAGUGCAAACGAGCGGUCUCGCUGGUUGCGCAACUUGUACAAUCUUAUGAUGGAAAAUCUUGAUGACUUGGCUGCCAUGAUUACAUUAGAGAACGGAAAGUGCUUAACCGAUGCGAUCGGCGAGGUGAAGUAUGCUGCGUCAUACUUUGAGUGGUUUGCCGAAGAGGCGAAGAGAAAUUAUGGUCACACUAUCCAACCUUCCAAUCACAACAAUAAAGUGAUAACCUACAGACAGCCUGUUGGGCCAGUCGGCUUGUUAUGUCCAUUUAAUUUUCCAUUGGCCAUGGGUGCCCGUAAGGCAGCACCAGCCCUUGCUGUCGGGUGUCCUUGUAUUUUGAAACCAGACGGACAAACUCCGUUUUCCUCGUUGGCGUUGGCAUACUUAGCAGACAAGGCAGGUUUUCCUAAAGGUGUGUUCAAUGUGGUGACUGUUUCGGUCGAGUCCACUCCAAAAUGUGGCUUGGAAUUCUGUGAGUCACCUUUAAUUAAGAAAAUCUCAUUCACAGGCUCGACUCCUGUGGGGAAGUUGUUGAUGAAACAGUGUUCAUCAACUCUCAAGAAGUUAUCGAUGGAAUUGGGAGGUAACGCACCUGUAAUUGUUUUCAGUGACGCGAAUUUGGAUCUUGCAGUGGAACAAGCGGUUGCCUCGAAAUUCCGUUCCUUGGGCCAAACAUGUGUAUGUGCUAAUAAGCUCUAUGUUCAGUCUAAGGUUUACGAUGAAUUUGUUGAAAAGUUCGCAGAGAAGGUCCGCAACUUCAAAAUCGGGAACGGUUUCGAGGAAGGAGUAACUCACGCUUGUUUGAUCAAUACGAAGGCCAUCGAAAAAGUGGAAGAUCAUGUCAAGGACGCUGUUUCGAAAGGUGCAAAGGUUGUAGUCAAAGGCGGUCGCCUUCCUGAAUUGGGCAAGCACUUUUACGCUCCAUAUGUUUUGAAGGACAUUGUUCCAGGCAUGAAGGUUCUCGAAGAAGAAACAUUUGGACCUUUGGGUGCGAUUGCCAAAUUUGAGACGAAGGAGGAGGUAAUCGAAGAAUGUAACAAGUCAAGAUUCGGCUUAGCUGCUUACAUUUUUUCCGAAUCAUUGAAUACCGUUUACACAGUUUCGGAGGCUUUAGAAACCGGCAUGGUGAGUGUAAACACUGGUAUUUUCACAGACUGUGCUAUGCCCUUCGGAGGUGUAAAAGAAUCUGGUUUUGGUCGCGAAGGUUCCUUGCAUGGAAUAGAUGAUUACACUGUCAUUAAAUCGAUUACCUUGGGAAAUGUGUAUAGUUAA